AUGGAUGUCGAACAGUCCGCUGGCAAGUUUGCCGCCGCGGGGGCUGCCGAGCAGAGCAAGAAGCACGACGACCCUCUUGCCGAGGACCGAUCCAUCGGCCAUGGAGAAAAUGACCUGCUGGGAGGAGAGCAUGUCGACGAGGUCCUGACGGCCAAGAUGAUUUUGAUCAAUGAUACCAUCGAUGAGAUCGGAUUCACACCCCAUCAUUGGAAGCUCUUUUGCCUCAAUGGCUUUGGAUACGCCGUCGACUCCUUGAUCCUCCUGAUCCAGUCCAUCAUCUCCGGUCAAGCUCAACUGGAGUUCCAACCGGGUUAUUCGACUGGUCUGACCAUUGCCGUCUAUGUGGGCAUGCUCGUGGGCGCCAUCUUCUGGGGGUUUUCCGCCGACAUUGUCGGACGCCGCUUCGCCUUUAAUGUGUCCCUGUUCAUCUCCUCCAUUUUCACCGUGGUGGCGGGAGCAUCCCCUUCCUGGGUCACCCUAGGCCUGUUUGUCUGCCUGAGUGCGUUCGGAGCGGGAGGGAACUUAGUGCUCGAUACCACCGUCUUUCUCGAGUACUUGCCGAGUAGAGACCAAUGGCUCCUGACGCUUAUGGCCGCCUGGUGGGGUUUGGGCCAGCUGAUCGCCGGUCUCUUUGCCUGGGGCUUCAUCCCAAAUUAUUCGUGCGCAGAUGCUGACAACUGCACCCGGGCAAACAACCAGGGGUGGCGUUACAUGUGGUACACCUCCGGGGCGUUUGUGUUCGUGCUCUCCAUCCUGCGAGUCACCAUCAUCCGACUGGAGGAAACCCCCAAGUUUCUCCUGGCCGAGGGCAAAGAUGAAGCUGCGGUCCGCGUCCUGCAGAACAUCGCGACUAAAUACAAACGGCCCUGCAGUCUUACACUCGCGCAGUUGCGAGCUUGCGGGACGACACGGGCCCGGGUCACCACGGCCGGCCUCUUGCAGCGCUUCAUCCCGACCAAGGACAUCGGGUCCCAUUUGCAGGGACUGUUUGCCACGCGGAAAAUGGGCUGGUCGACGACGCUGGUGUGGUUCUCGUGGCUCCUGAUCGGCCUGGCAUAUCCACUGUACAAUGUCUUCCUGCCCACAUACCUGGAGUCGCGAGGGGCCAGCUUCGGCGAAUCCAGUCCAUAUAUCACCUGGCGCAACUACGCCAUUAAUAACACAUGUUCAGUUCCUGGCCCCAUCCUGGCCGGUUUCAUGUGCCGCUCUCGCUGGUUCUGGGGUCGACGGGGAACCAUGGUCAUUGGCGCCUUGAUCACUAUGGUAUUCUUUUUUUGUUAUACACAAGUGCGCACGGCGAGCCAGAACUUGGGAUUUACAUGCGCUAUCUCCUUCUGCCUGAAUAUCUACUAUGGCACGCUUUAUGCUUAUACACCCGAGGUAUUUCCCUCGGCCCAUCGCGGAACGGGUAAUGGAGUGGCCAUCGGCCUGAAUCGAAUCAUGGGAAUUGUCAGUGCCGUGGUGGGAAAUGCCGCGAAUACAAAAACACCGGUUCCAAUUUUUAUUUGCGCCGCACUCUAUAUUGUGAUGGCGAUCGUGGCCGCAGCGUUGCCAUUUGAGCCAUAUGGUCGGCGUAGCAGCUGA
Molecule: messenger RNA, 1584 nt
Organism: Penicillium canariense
Lineage: Eukaryota; Fungi; Ascomycota; Eurotiomycetes; Eurotiales; Aspergillaceae
Product: MFS transporter
Exons: 5
Coding region: 1-1584 (527 amino acids)
Biological process (GO): transmembrane transport
Molecular function (GO): transmembrane transporter activity
Source: RefSeq, a predicted model, not a curated record